AGUUCGGAGCUGGAAUCCUUCCGGCAAAAAUGGAUUUCCGACUUGCGAUCUAGAAGAGAGUCCAUUGGGUCAGCCUCUCAUCAGGCUGAGGCGUCGCAUGUGGCCUCCACCGCCGCGCCGGCCGCUACUUCACAGCAAACAAGGGCAUCAGGGCCCUUUUCAGGGCCAGGAACCGGCAAAAGAAAUCUGCCAGUCAUUGACGAUGACGAGUACUAUCUACACGCGCAAUCGUUCGACGGCCCUCCUCCAACAUCUGCCGCGGGCCAUCUGCUCUCGGAUGCUCCCGGAAAAGGUGCUGAGAAGCCGCUCAUCUCGGCUCUAGAUCACUAUGAGGAAGCCAUGGAAAAGGAGGCGCAGGGCAACAUGGGAGAAAGCCUGCGGCUAUAUAGAAAGGCUUAUAGACUAGACAAUAGAAUAGAUCAGACAUAUCGUGAGAAGCACUUCCCAGGGGGCUUCGCUGCCACGAAAGCCCCCACAACAGGGCCUGCAGCAUCCUCUGCACGGAAACAUGCCGAGUCUGAUCAAGGGGAGCCUAAACCGCUGACCCUGGAAGAGCUCAUCGCCAGCUUCUCAACCCUGAAGAUCGAGCCAGCGCCCCCGGAAAUUGAAAACACCCCGCCACCUCCAUGCCCAAUCGCCAAUCUGCCAGAUGAACUGCUCGUCCCCAUCCUUCAGGACGUUGCCGUCGCGGAUGUCGGCGACUUUGCACGUCUGAGUCUCGUGUGCAAGCAUUUCGCCUUUCUCGUCGCCACCGAGCAGCGUCCCUGGAAACGCGUCUGCCUGGGCAGUGAGUUCGGCUUCACCUCCAUGCCUCGCCACUGGCAAAAGAGCAUCGAGUGGGAAGAUCUCGAGAUUCAGGAGGAGGCAGACGAAGAUGGUCUCCUCAUCAGCAUGCGAGAGCUUGAGGAGCGGCGCCUUGCCGACGCAGUGUCCUUCACCCUGUCCCUCCACGAUCCGGACGUCUAUCCUUCGUGGAAACACAUGUUCCGAAACCGUCCUCGUAUCCGCUUCAACGGAUGCUACAUCAGUACCGUCAACUACGUGCGCAGCGGCCAGGCCUCCACAAAUCAGUCCACCUGGGGCGGAGCUCCCGUCCUCAUCGUCACAUACUAUCGCUACCUACGGUUUUUCCGUGACGGCACCGUCAUUAGUCUUCUCACUACGGCGUCUCCAGUAGACGUUGUUCAUCAUCUAACCCCCGAGCUGCUCCUCUUACACCGCGAGGCCCCUCACUCUCAUUUGCCAUCCGCGGUAAUGCAUCAAGCCUACAAAGGUCGCUGGCGCCAAUCCUCUGCUUUGGAUCAUCCCGACAACACGGAUCCCCAGGACCAGGAAUCAGAUAUAUAUGUGGAGACGGAGGGUGUCGGCACAAAGUACAUGUACCGAAUGGACCUGACGCUCCGGAGUGCAGGCAAGGGCACCAAGAACAACAAAAUCGUCUGGAGAGGCUUCCACAGCUACAACAAGCUGACGGACGACUGGGCCGAGUUUCAGCUCAAAAACGACAAGCCCUUCUUUUUCAGCCGGGUUAAGAGUUAUGGAAUAGGAGAG
Molecule: messenger RNA, 1551 nt
Organism: Trichoderma atroviride IMI 206040
Lineage: Eukaryota; Fungi; Ascomycota; Sordariomycetes; Hypocreales; Hypocreaceae
Biological process (GO): SCF-dependent proteasomal ubiquitin-dependent protein catabolic process
Cellular component (GO): cytoplasm; SCF ubiquitin ligase complex
Molecular function (GO): protein binding
Source: RefSeq, a predicted model, not a curated record